This is a messenger RNA of Naegleria gruberi, 3050 nucleotides long. RefSeq lists its product as uncharacterized. The record is from RefSeq and is a predicted model, not a curated record. Lineage: Eukaryota; Heterolobosea; Eutetramitea; Acrasida; Naegleriidae. Bases 1 to 2970 code for a protein of 989 amino acids. The transcript is spliced from 2 exons.
AUGCUAUCCACUAAUUGCCACUAUUUCUCGCUGAAAGUGGUUUUGCUAUCACUGUUCAUUGUUGUUUUAACACUUUCGAAUAACUUUGAUUUCGUCUCUGGUGAAACUUUCAAUGUUUAUUCGUGGGGUUUAAAUCUAGACGGACAAACAGGAUUAGAUUAUCCAACACCAAACGGAUUUACCUUUUCCUAUUACACUCCUGUGGUUAACAAUUACAUGACUUCUAUUUUAUUCCAAAAUUCGAAUGCACUCUACGAAAGUAUCUACAACAUCCCAACAAAACCAUCCGAAAUACAAAUUUCACUCAACUCUAUUAUUCCAGGUCUACAGUUCAACAUGUAUUGGCUAACUUUUACCAAUUCGUCAUCAGGCGAAUCUGUUGAUCAAUUAUUUUCGUGUGGAGACAAUUCGAAUAGUUGUGCUGGACUAAGAGGACCAAAGUUUACAACAGAAUUACAAGUUUUAUAUGAAUAUUCAUACAUUUCUUUUAGAAGAGUUACAGAAGGAACCAUUCCAAACAAGAGACUUCAUUCUGUUGAUUGUAUGGGUUCAUGUAUUGCUUGUACGAAAGAUGGCUUUGUUUAUACGAAACCAGUGAAUCAAUAUUUUUGGAAUUCUGUUGAAAUUCCAUCUGGUUUGAUAGAUUCUCUUGGAUUUAAUGUUUCUAACAAGUGUGAAAAGGUUUCCAUUGGUGGCACAACUUCAGAUACAUUUUUUGUAAUGACACAAUCAGGACAUGUAUUCUCGUGGGGUGAUUACAAUUAUGGAAUGAGAGGCUAUGAAGAUUUAGAAAAUUCUGGAGCUUCCCCAUAUCUUGUUUCGUCUAUUUUCGGUGCCUAUGAAAUUGGAGCUCUUAAAAAUUAUGAUAAUCCAGUUCCUGCUGGAUUGGGAGUUUUGGCAUUUCUGAACGAAACUGGAUUGUUCGUUAUUGGAAAGAAUAGUUAUGGAUUAUUUGGAAUUCCACCUGAUGACCUAAUCAAAUUAGUUCCAUACAUGUCAAUUGACAGAGUAGCCAUUGGUUCAAGACUUUUGAAAAUAUUUUUUGGUUAUGCCACAAUUUUGGCAACAACUGAUAAUGGAAGUGUUUAUGCAUUUGGAGGAAAUAAUUAUGGACAAGUCAAUGCAGAUCUUACAGCAUUUAUUGAUGAUGUGAGGCAACUAUAUGGUGGACAAGCUACUGAUUGUUCUUGUUCACGUCAUGCUUGUGCUUGUAGAGUUGGUGUUAAUAUUGUGACCUGGGGAGAUAUGUCAGAAAGGGGAAGGAUAGUAGGUAAUGAUUUUGAUGUUCUUAGUUUUGGAGAAAGUAUUUCUAAAUUUGGUUUAUUGGAUAGAGGAGGUUUUGCUAUUUCAGAUAGUAAUAAGUUCUAUUCUUGGGGAAGCAAUGAUAAUGGUUUCUUAUGUUUGGGAGACAAGUUUAUCCAAACAAAACCCAAGUUACUAUUCACUGCCAAUUACAAUUUGAAGCAAUUGGUGAGUGGAGACUCUUGUUCCUAUUCUCUUGGAGAAAGUGGUGGAAAUGCUGUUGUAAACAUGUGGGGAAAGUGUACUAAUGGUUUAGAAUUUGGAUUGACUCCUAUUGGUUUAACAUCUUUCUAUAAUUUGACAUCUUUGGAUAAGAGUGUCAAUUUGCUAGAUUUGAAAUAUUCUCAAAUGUCCAUGUAUAGUUUGCAUGCUGCUUUCCUUUCAGAAACUCCAAGAAAAACUUACACAAUUGGAUCAGCAGCUGACCACAGAUUGGGAACUGAAGAUUUAAUUGAUAGAAAUGCCCUUUUCAAUGUUGACACCCAAACCUUCCUCAAUGAUGAGAUUAUCCAAGUUUCUGCUGGUUUCGACCAUACUCUUUACUUUACAAAGAAUGGUUAUUUAAUGGGUUCUGGUAGUAAUGAGUUUAAACAAUUGGACUCAAGCAGUAUUACUAAUUUCACUUUGGUGAAUAUUAGUACCUCUGUUAUCGAACAAGCUGGUGAACGAAUUGUUCAAGUGGCUGCUGGAAAAAAGACAACCUUUGUCUUGACAGAUGCUGGUAAUGUUUGGGGAAAGGGAUUGAACGACCAACAGCAAAUUUAUAAUAUGGUGUUUAGUCCACUGACAGAAUUUGAGAAACUUGUAAAACCUGGUUCCCUCAAUUUUACCAGAUUGGCUGUUGGUAAUGCUGCAAUUAUGUGUGAAAAUGGAGGAAAUGCAUUUCAAUUUAUCAAUGGUGGUAUGACUGCUAGGUUACUCUAUCCAGACAAGUGUCAGGAUGUGUUUGCCAAAGAUGACAUUUAUUACAUUAUUACAACAAAUGGAAGGGUGUAUUCUGUUGGAUCUAAUGAAUAUAAUCAAAUAGAUACUGGAUAUGGAUUGGAUGCUACAACAACCAUUCCAAACAUGAUCUUUUCUCCUUCAAAAAUUGGUGGAAUACCCAAAAUGAUAUCUAUUGGAAAUGGAUUUACAAGCGUGGGAGUUUUAGUUCCAUCAUUCACUUGCAAUGGAAAGAAUUUCAGUAACUCAACAGUUUGUAAUGGAAGAGGAUUUUGCUAUGCACAAGAUCAGUGCAGUUGUGAAACCAGUGGUUGGACAGGGUCAGAUUGUCAAAUACCGAUUUGCCCAAACACUGAAAGUGGUCUACCAUGUGAUGGAAAAGGAACAUGCAUUGGUCCAAACGAAUGCAAAUGCAAUACAGGAUAUUAUGGAAGUAGAUGUGAAACCUAUUAUUGCUUUGGAAUUCAGCAGUUUUCAUUUGGAAACUCUGCAUUAAAACCAUGCAACAAUAGAGGUACCUGCAUUGCACCAGACACUUGUCAAUGUACUGAUCCUAAUUAUUAUGGAGAUGCUUGUCAAUUCAAAAAAUGCUUUUCUGAUAAUGGAGCUAACUCAAAGAGGAAUACAUUUGCAGAUCGAUUGUGUAAUGAUAUUAAUGUGCAAAUGUUGGAUAUUCCAAAGCCAAAAUCAACUGGAGAUAUGAGUGGUCAACCUAUUAUCACAUAAUUUAAUUUGAAAUUCAUUACAAUUUGGAUAAUUACUUUCAAAAAUAAUAAAUUGUACUAGCUGGCAAGUAUAUCUACUGG